GUGCAAGAAAUCCUUCAGCCUGUGAAGGAACGGGAAAAGGCCGUAAAGACUAAGCUAACAGAAAUUAAAGUCACGCAACAAAAAAUAUACGAGACAAAAUUGGACGAUUUUCAGUCAUACGCUGCCCGGCUGGAGAGUUGUCUCAAAUGUGGCAGAAGGAUCGAAAAGAGAAACAGCGGCCGUGAAAUUCUGGAAGGAAAACAUGAUCAGUGUUUGGUCAAUGCGAGGAAAUGUUAACUGCACAAGAUAUUACAAUAUAUAAACCACAGCAUGUUUCUCAUUUUGUAAAUGCAGACACUGAAUUCUGUUGAACAUUUGGUUCAAGUGAUUGCGAGUUACACCGAUCUUUCACAAUCAUCGGUUGAAGGAAAUGGUCUGAAAGAAGCGGAAAUGGGCAAUGAAACUGACUUCACAGUCAUUACAAGAGAUUCAGAUGGAUAUCAGCUUUAUAAUGAAGAAGACCGAGUCCCUGUUGAAAUCCGCCUUCCAAGAGGCCAAGAUGAAGAAAUGAAGAUAGAAGAUUGUCAAAAUGAAAACUUCUCAGUGCGUUACAAACCAAAGAGCGUCAGCUUAAAUGAAAUUGUUGUCGAAGUAAAUGGCAAGCUGCUGACUGGUAGUCCCUGGAGAGUUCAGGUGACUUUUCAUCAACACAAAGCUCUUCAUUCAUUUGGAUCACGCGAGGAAGGACCGGGAGAGUUUAAGAGACCACACAGCAUUGUGGUGUGUGAAAGAACUAGAAACAUUGCUAUAGCAGACAAUGGUAAUGGGCGAGUCCAGCAGUUUGAUUCUGCGUGGAAAUAUAAAAGAACGAUAAGAAACAAAGGGCCUGGUGCUGAGAGAAUAGGAAAUCCAAGAUCAGUGGCUUUCACAGCAUCUGGGGACGUUUUAGUCAUUCAUGAAGAGCAUUCGCAGCGA
Molecule: messenger RNA, 915 nt
Organism: Pocillopora meandrina
Lineage: Eukaryota; Metazoa; Cnidaria; Anthozoa; Scleractinia; Pocilloporidae
Source: the annotation of a GenBank genome assembly